Pelobates fuscus (common spadefoot toad) is the source of this 2067-nucleotide messenger RNA. It is a transcript of the gene CIDEC, whose product is annotated as cell death inducing DFFA like effector c. The coding region runs from base 492 to 1202 and encodes 236 amino acids. The record is from RefSeq and is a predicted model, not a curated record. Lineage: Eukaryota; Metazoa; Chordata; Amphibia; Anura; Pelobatidae. Gene Ontology annotation, biological process: apoptotic process; regulation of apoptotic process. The transcript has 6 exons.
UAGGAAGACAUCUGUGUUUGUAGAAUGCAUUCCAGAGUUAGUUUCUAUCAGCUGUUUAGUCAUAUGUGAUUACAUUAGUUACCUUUAUGGAUAUAUUAUAAUAGAUCCAUGAUUUAUGUGAGUUUAUGUGUAUUUUUUAUGAAGCUUUAAUCUUUUUUUAUAAGCUGAUUUUACAAUACAUGUGAAAGCUACUUAUACAGUAGGGCAAGAUUUCAGCAAUCUCAGGCUGCUUGAUGGUAAAAAUCAAUGUAUGACCUCUGCUCUAGUUUUCACAAUGCUGGGUUUACUGGAGUAAUGACCUGACAACAUCUCAUUACACAUGGUGGGCUGUGUGGGUAAAAGGGUGUGAGCAGUAAUGAGGCAAUGUACAGCUCAUCAGGAAGCCAGUCACUGUAUGGAUCAAGCCUAGGGAAGGUUUGAAGCUGAUCUUCUUCUUCUGAACUACAUUGCCACUCAUUACCAAACUAGUGGACCACGUUAUCAUAACAAAUAUGGAGUAUGCAGCAAAAUCUUUGAGCUUUCUCACCACCAAAUCUCUGUCUAAGUGCGUCUCAGUAAGUGCUUCAAUGACUCAACAGCUUCUUUCUCGCCCUGCAUCCAAACCUCGACCCUUUCGAGUCUGCAACUGUGACCGUAGCACACGCAAAGGGAUCAUGGCUGACAGCCUCGGGGAUCUGAUCAACAAGGUACAAGACUCCCUGCUUAUAUCUGAGGCUCUUACUCUGGUUUUGGAUGAGGAUGGAACAGGUGUGGAUACAGAGGAGUAUUUCCAGGCUGUGGAUAGUGGUGCAGUUUUCAUGGCUCUUGGGAAAGGACAGACAUGGAAACCAGCAGAAGGCACAGGAUACCAGAUUGAUUUCUCCAACAAAUCUGUAAGGAAGAUGGAUGUGGCUAGUGUCACCUUUGAUCUAUACAAAAAUCAUCCUGAGGAUUUCAUUGGCUCUCUUAAUGUCAAGGCCACACUGUAUGGCAUGUACACUGUAUCUUAUAACUUGCAGUGCCAUGGGGCAAAGAGGAUGAUGAAGGAGGCUUUACGUUGGACCCUUUUUGCCAUGCAGGCAACUGGCCAUAUUCUUCUGGGCACCUCUGGCUACGUGCAGCAGCUUCUGGAAGCAAACGAGAAGGAGGUUCCAGUGGAGGAGAAACCUACCAGCAGGAUUAAAGACUUGCUCCCCUUCUACCCUCUCAGAAUGCUGCAGUAGAGUCCAUGGGAGCUCUUUGAGAUAAGGCAGGCAUGAUAAAAACCCUUCCUUGUCUGCUGACUUGAUAAGUGACUUUGAGGCAGGAUUCUGUGGAUUACAAACUCUCCUUCAGACAGGCAAUACAAUUCAGUCUAUGUUGUGCUAGUGAACAAUUUUAGCGAAUGUGUAUAUUCAGUUAUUAUGUUACUUGAAGAUGCCUUUUUUGCUGUUGCAGUGGACACCACAAGAUCCCAUAAUGCACAGCUCAAACUGUGAAUUGAACAGGGGAAACUGGGAGAAUCCGAUGCUUCGGUUUGCAAAGUAUGAAUUGGUGGAGCACUAAGGACAGAUAUAAAAUGGACAUUUUUUAUUAUAUAAUCUGCAUACAUUUGCUAACAAUUUGGCUAUCACAAGGUAUAAAUGCACAUGGAUCAUCUUACUAAAACAAAAAGAACACUUUAUGACUUUCACAUUUAAGGUAUAUUAGCGCAACACACUCCAUAGCAAAUGCUCACUUCAUACUGAGUCUACAGGUGCUGUUAUCUCGGGAGGUUCUAUCCGUAUUGGAGACCUAAGCUUAACAUCCUGGAUUUCCCCAAUCUCCUGGUAGUUAUUUCAAUAACCAUCAAUUGGGGAGAACUAACAAGAGAAUUGCAUGUUUUAGGUGAAAGUAGUCAUAUUGGAAAACAAAUGUCCAACCUGGCUAUGUUUCUAGCUCGCUGUUUUGGUCUAAAAUUUAAUUUCCUUCUAAUUUCACUGAAUUUCUCUGUUUAGCAAAUAAUUCUAUUUGUCUCUGGGACAUUAGAGAAAACCUCUGCAAAAUAUCAAAAUUUACAGGUACAUCUCCGUUCUUUAGGUAUCCGUGAAUGUUUAUUAGGACACUCUA